Striga asiatica is the source of this 348-nucleotide messenger RNA. The record is from the annotation of a GenBank genome assembly. NCBI's taxonomy places the organism in Eukaryota, Viridiplantae, Streptophyta, Magnoliopsida, Lamiales, Orobanchaceae.
AUGGAUAAAGGCGGCGGGUAUUCUGGCAAUAACCCGGCGGCGUUUUAUUCAAGGAUGAUGGGGCCCACCACCACCAACAACAACCAUGCACAAGAUAACAACCACCACACAGCUGCUGUCUUGCCGCCGGCCAGUCAAGAAGGUCGUCCCGAAGAUCAAGGUAUGAGGCGGAGCUCCGCCGCCGCGUUGCUGCAAUCUGCCGCAUCGCCUCUGCAGCCCAUCGCCGGAGAUGGAUGCGAGGAUGCUCCGGCGAAAACCAGCCAUCGUCUGUGUAGGUCCGCCGCCCGUCGCUGCGUCGCAGAUGCAGCCAUACCGUUCGCCGCCGACGGAGUCCGCUCGUGCCCCUAA